AUGAGCGACUCGUCGAUCUUCCACGGUUCCUUGGGCUCCAGCGACGUGGAGAACAGCGCGAGCGUCUCCUCCGAAGAUUCGCUGCUGGAAGACGCGUCAUCGCGUGGAGACAGACGACGCGACGUCGCUAGCGCCGUCCGAUUCCGGCGACGACAUCGCCCUCGGAGGCUCAGCGCUGCCGAAGUCGCAGCGAUCAACGAGGCUGCGGCGGCGGCAGGAGAUACUGCUGGUCCGUUUCAACUUUUUUUUUUCGAUUUCUAGAAAAAAUAUUUUGCUGGUGCAUUUGAAGUAGCUUGGGAGAUGUUUAUAACGGUCUCGAGACGAAGAAACUUUGCUACGUCCUCGUAAAUCUAAAAAUGGAUUUUUAUAAUGCAGGAAGGUUUCAGUUGAAGGCACGAGUUCUGUAAGAAAAAAAAAAGUUCUUUGAAGAUAAAUUUUAUAGUUUUUCACAUACGAGGUGAAUAUUUGAAGUUUUGAAUAUAAUUUUCAAGGUUCAGAGGUUCAAAAAUUUCAAAAGUCAUUUUGGACUCAGCGACAUUUGUUUUUUUGGACUGCAAAAAAAUAGUUGAGAAAAAUAGAAGAGUCAUCGGAGUUCCUUUUCUACUACUUUGAAGAAGUGCGGCUCCUGUCAAAACGACUCUUCUGGUUUUUUUUUUACAUUUUCCGCAAAAUCCUGAACACUAAAAUCACUUUAAUGACGUUAAACUAUAAGACAACGUCAAAAAGAAAUUUCGAAUUGAAAACGGGAUGUUUCAGUGAUAUAUUCCGGUGUUCAUGAACCGCAGCUCGUAAAAUGAAGUUUAAAAAGUUUGGGACUGCCAAUUUUUUGCUGAAAAAAAGUUGGGACUGCCAUUUUGACCUUGAAAAUACAUCUAUCCUUAUACUUCAAUCGGACUCGGAAAACUCUGAUUUCUCUGCGUUUCAGUUCUUUGGGCUUUCUUUGACCUUGCCGAUGAGAUAAUUAAUGGAGCAGACAUGCCAAAGCUUUCGAAGAAAAAAACGAAAAAUAUUUACCGUGUAUAAAUAAAAAGUAAAUUUGUAUCCGUGAAUGAGAGAAAGAAACGAUGAUAUCGGCGCUCCCGAGUGUAACGAACGCUUGGAAAAUAGCCCGAAGCGGCAGGCCUUGCAAUUAAAGCGAGCCGCUGGAGUCGUCAAAAAAAAGGCCAGAAAAGAACAACAAAAGCCGCCAAAAAUGUUCUGCUCGUGAGAAAUUGCAAGGCUCUUCUGAACCUUUCCCCCUAUUGUUAUAAGUUAUAACCAUUGAAAGAUGCGUUUUUGUUUUUGGAUGGCUCUUUUGAAAAAGUUGGUGGCUAUAUUGAAAUUGGUUUUUUUUUGGCGUUUUUUUUUCUUAAGGUUGUUUAGAAUUUGAGCGUGUCUAAUAUAAAUUAGAACCUUGUGAUGGAUAUACUUUCGAAACUUUAUGGCAAUUUCAAUAAUGGAAAGUUGAUUUUUCUUCUCUUUGAAAUAAUCAAAUUGUGUGCUCUCCCUUCCCUUUGUAUUUGGGACAUCUGAACAGUUUUUCCGAAGCUUCUGAGAAUUUUUUGGAUAACGACAGUUCUCUAAAAAAAAAAAGUCUCAGGAUGGACUAUGAAUUAUAUAAAAUGAAUCCUCUUAAGAAGGCAAUUCCAUUCAAAACUCCAAAAUUAUCUGGAUUGGCAGAAAUUGUACUAGAUAAUACUUUUUGAGUGUCUCAUAUAAAACUUAUUAUUUUUAUAUAAAUGAUCAUACAAAAAUUCACUUCUCGGAGAUUUUACAAGAAAAAAAGAAUUUUUUUGAAGCGAUUAAACUUCAAAAAAAUUAGAAAUUUUUGCCGAAUAAGACUUACAAUUUUCAUUUUUGCACGUUGAGGAAUUUUUCUGGUCAAUUUUCAGAUAAUUGUGAAGUUCAUUUAAUAAUACCUCCCUCGUCAUAAUUCAUACAAAUUAGUUUUCAAAAAAUUAUUUGUCCACAAUUUUUCUGCUAAUCUCCACUCCUAUCUUAUCGAAUUUCAUACUACUUUCAAAGUUUUUUCUCUCCUUCUCUUUCUUCCUAAAUAAACAAGCGAAUUACUGCGUCUAGCCAUUUUUUUUCUCAAAAGCAUGGCAAAACAAUCGGCGCCGUCGACUAGCCAUACGAAUAAAAAAAAAACUGGACCCACGUAAAGAAUAUUUACUUGUCCGUUUCUUUCUAUCCUUCUUUUGUUUGGUUUGUUUCAAGUAUCUUUGUCCACGCGAUAUUGAAGGAAUUAUUGGUCUUUUUUUAAAAAGAAUUUUGAAGAAUCUUGUUAAAACUGGAUUGAGAAUCAAGUUUUUUGAAAUUUGAAAUCAGAAAAUUCUGUUCCGUCCCAAAUUUUUUUAAAGGUUAAAAAUGGGCAGUCUCAAAUCUUCAGACUGUUCAUAAUGACUAAUGAAAUAUAUUUUUUUAAAUUCCUUCUCAAAAAAAUGGAUACGAAAAAGUUUCCCUGGAGAGAAUACUUUUAAUUGCGCGAAAUGAGGACUAACCAUAAAAUCUUUUUUUCGAGUUUAUUCCUUGUCUUUUUAAAAUCUAUGCUUUUUACUACAAACCGAUAUGAGCUGUGGCUUUAUUUUCUCACCUAGUCAGUUGAAAAAAACAAAAAACUUCACUUGAUCUGAUUGUUUUUUGGGGAAGCGGGGAAGCACACAAAUCUUGUUUUCUUUGCGAUAUCCGACGCUGUGUCCGUUCCACAUUCGUAGGUUUUUUUUUCUGUUCUCUGUUGAAUUUAGGUUUUUUCACCUGAUUUGGGGUGUCUGACUGUUUUUAGUUUGAAAUUGCAGGCAAAAAAUCCGAUAUUAGGACCAUGAAAAUUUAGUAUCGCUCUUUAUUUUCGCAUCAUUAGCCUGAUGUCUUUAAAAUCUUGUCCAAAUCUUACAAAAGUAUUAGUCGAAAAUUUUCGCAGCCGAUUUUACAAUAAAAAUUAAGAGAAAAUAAGCACAGCUUUGCAAAUGAAAAAAUUUGAAACUUCUAAAAUUUUCAGAAAAUUUUUUUUUUAGGAAUUUCUUUGUUUUCUAGCAUCAUUUAUCAUAAAGACAGCUUGACAACGCUGAAAAUUUUUAAAAGUACAUUUUAAAAAUUGAACUCUUACCGUUAAAAAUUUAAUGUUCAAGUGCAUUUCAUGUCUUUUUUCUCCUUGUUGGAGCUGAUCAGAUAACAGAAUUUUCCCAUUUUUUUUUUCCGAAGAGAGCCAUUUGUAUCGGUGUCCGUUUGAAGGUGCGCCAUGGAAAUUUAGCCAAAAAAACGAACCAAGGGAAUAAAGUAUUUGAAAGUCCCUCGGCGGUCUCCUUUUGGGACUCGCCUCUUUCGCACUUUUUUUUUCUUCAUUCCAUAGUCCUUUUUUCUCUUCUUUUUCUCGCCUCCUCCAGGCCUUUGGGUGCAUUUUAAUCUGACGGGUUUUCGGCUGUUUCGUAUCGUGGCAAGGUUCUUUUUAAUCAAUUUUAGAACGGAAAUUGGUUUGGAGGCUAGUUUUUGUUGGCUAAAUGUGCUCUAAAAAUUCAAAAUUCUGCUUUAAACUUGAUUUGAUAGGAAGUAGGUCUGACGGAUCAAUUUUGGACUAUUUUAUUCCGUGAGUUUAACUAUUCGGCUUAUUUUUGUAGGUUACAUUUGCCCCGUUGGUAAAUUUUGAACUUUUGAUCAACUUGAUUUGAAGUCUCAGUUUGACAGGCUGAAGGAUCUCCUUGAAAACUUGUUCUUUUCCGUUUCUGACCUUUUUUUUUAAAGGCCCUGGUUAUAGGCUCAUUAUCCUGCUCAAAAUAGUUUUAGAAGGUUACUCGAUUUUUUAUCAGUUUUAGGAAGGAAAUAGGCUUCAAGAUUAAAACGAAAGCAUUUUUUAAAUAAUAAAUAUUUACUUCCAUAAUGUUCGUGGCUAUUUUUCAACAGAAAACAGAAAACCAAAAAUUUCGACACAAGCAAGAUUAAUGGAAGUCAUCUCCCUAUCUCAUUAAUUGCAAGGAAAUUAAGUCGAGGAGAGCGUGUGGGAGAUAAUUAGUUAAUUGAAUAGCCACUGGUGAGGAUCCAUUAUCCAUUAGGACGACUCUCAAGGUUUCAAGAUCGAAAAACCAGAAUUAUUUGAUUUCUCGAGAAGAACUUCGAAGAGACUAUAGCAAGACAAAUUUGAAUUUUGAUUUCCUCGGCUCGCCUUUUAGGGCUUUGAUUGCGCCAUGUCCUUUGUAAAUUAUAUUUAUUCAUCCGCCCUCUUUCUUGAUUGUAUUAUGCGGUUGGUUCAUUCGGCGGCUUUUGCCAUGGAAAAUUCUCUUUUUUCAGUUUCUUUGAUGAUUUUUUCGAGAAAUCAGCUUUUAGAUCUUGAAUUAAUUGAUAAAACAGUAAAAUGUGUAAAUUUGGCCUGAAAUAACAACAAGAAGAGGAUCCGAAAAAAAUUCAGAAGUUCGAAUUUUCCCCUAGGCCAUUUUUCUCAGUAUUCAAUGUUCUCUGAAUUUCUUGGGCUCUAUUCUUUUGAAGCAUAUUCGAACGACCUCAAAAAAAAGGCUGUGAUUGUUUUUGCCUUUUAAAAAUUGUUGGGAGAAAAUUUCUCUUGGAAAACCAAUCGAGAGGCUUUUCGGAAAGAGAAACUGCUUCGGCGGCGGCGAUACUUUGGAGGGUAAUCGCGCCCAUGGGGAAAAGCACUUUAUAUGUAGUUUUGGAGAGCUUUGUUUGUUGUACUAGUUUAGUUUAUAUUGGUUCUCAUAACUGCCUUUUUCGUGUCAUUUUUGUUCACCUUGAGGCGCUUUCAAGACAGUAUUCCACAAGUAAUUUCAAAAGCUUCCGAAAAUUGAAUGUUUACCAAAAUACUCCUUGAUUUAUCGGAUGAAGAUUUUGAAAGCUUUAACCUGUAUAAAUUUCGUUUUUGAGAAAAUCGUUUGAAACUUGAAGAACUAUGGGUUUAGUGCAUUAUCGAGGCGUAUAUUGUGUGGAAAAAAAGUUUCAAAAAAACCCCUGAAAAUUUAGUUUCAGGGCCUCAGGAGCCUAAAAUUAUUUUCUUUUUAUCAAAAACUUUCUUUGUGGUAGAAAAAAAUGCGAUCUUGUUAUUUUUUUCGGUGAAAAUUUCAAGUUUAUGGACUUAGUUAGGUUUGGAAAGGGUUUCAAAACAGAAAAACACUUUUUUUUUUUCAGCAGGUAAAUUUUUUGAUCAAAAAAAACCUAUUUAUUUACAAUUCAGAUUGAGAACUUUGCAAACGAGAAAAUCCACUUAUUGAAUUAACCCUUAAAAUAUUCACCUUUUUUCACAUUUUUUGCCAUUUUUGAAACUUUGUCUUUCUUUCCCGCUUCGGCGGCUUUCCAGUUGAAUUUUUGAGUUGAGUUUUGUUUCCAGUUGCAGGUUUUGUCGAAUUUUUGGCUUAAUAAUUUUAAAACGUUCCCCCUUCGCCUCUACAGUGUUGCUCAAUUACAAUAUUGAAAAUGAAGUUCAUUUUUCUGAGAAUUAAAAAAAUUUUGACCAAUUUUUUUGAACUGAAACGCUUUUUUUCGAAAAGAGGCUUAAAAUAGAGGAUUAUUUUUGAAGAUUAGUUGUUUGUUUCCGAAGUUUUUCGAGUUUUGCACGUCUAUUCUGUCUUUUUUGAAUAAUGAGACUUUAUUCACGGCUAUUUUUUUAACUAUUAGACGGUUGGUUGAUACUUUAUUUCGCUUUGAAGGAGAAUUAAGUUUAAAAGAAAUAGCAUUCAAUGUUUAGGAACAGAUGUUUGUAGUUUUAUGGCUCUAGGAGCGAUUGAGCCUCGUUUUAUUCCAAUUUGUCGGCUCAGUAGAAUUCCAUUGUCUGAUCACCAGGUGCUAAAAGCUUUUAUUUUAGUUUUGUAAUGAGAAAAAAAAAAUUUUAAUUCAAUGUCUUGUGAAGAAAAUCUCGAAAUUAAUAAAUAUACAAUUUUUUUUCCGCUGUUUUUCCCAUUUAUUUGACUGCAAAUGUUAAAAUUUUGAGCAAACAUCAAUAGAGGAGCACCUUUGAGUGCUUUUCAUUCUUUUUCUUUCCCCGAUAUUCUUAUCGCCAAAUCUCCUUCCUUUUGAAAAAAGGAUAAUAAGCUCCUCCCAGCGGAUUAGUGUCAGCAUUAUCGCGGUAAAAGUGUUUAAGCCUAUGCAUUCGGGAGAAAGAUAACGAUUUUUGAUCUUUUGCUCGGUUUCCGAGGUCGGAACGGUUUUUUGGCUUCGAAUAUCGUAAAAAUUGAAGACUUUAGCUCUUAUUUUGAGUAUUUCAAAUCAAUUCACAUUAUUUUAUUGGUAAUCUACAAACAAUUUCAUUCAGCGUCUUAUAGAAGAGCACAUGAAAAAUUAUUUUUAUUUAAAAAGGCUCUCAGCUCUCUAGAUUCUUCACUCGCUGGUCAGUUUUUAGUUUUCGAGUCGAUUCUCUAGCUUAGAAGUUUUAAAAAAUGCCAGAUUCUUUCGAACUCAUUUUCAAAACCUUUAGUCUUCAACCCGAAACAUAAGCGGUAACAAAAGAGAAAAUUGUGGCUUCUCGGUGGUGAGACCUUCCGUCAAUCAUUUUCGCCCUGACGGAGGUCCGAUCCUAUGGCACCCGGAUCUCUCUUCUCGGUGUUUGUGCCUGCGUUCCUAUAGAAUUCUUAUUAUAUUUUCACUUCUUUUUUUUGUAAUAGUCUUGUGUAAGGAAUAGUAGUGGCUUCAUUCAAAAACGAAACUUCAAAAAUAAAAAAAGUGUUUAUGAAGUAAAAAAUUGGCAGUCUCAAGUUUUUCAAGCUUAAAAAUGGCUGUCCCAAGUUUUUUUUUCCCCUCACUUCUCUGUGCCCCUUUCAUUCUAGAAGUUCUGGGGAUGGAGUAUAUCAAGUGAUAUAUUUUUUCUUCUUGUUAAGACGUGAUAAGUUAGGCGAUAAAAAUUACUUUGCAAACAAUUUCGGACAACUACCUCUGGUGAAGUCCAAAUAAGCACUUGAUCAAGUUGGAAAAAUGAUCUUAUGAUCCUUCUUCUCGUUCUUCUGUGCAUAGUAUACUCAGUUGGGCCUUGACGAGCUUGACGAGCUCAGUAUGUAGCGUAUUUUGAAGCUUGAGCUCGAAGACCGUUUUCUAGGUGGGAGCUUAGGAAUAACAGCGGCCACUUUGAGAGAAAACUUUACACAUAAUAUUUUGAAACAAAACAAGAAAUGCUCUGAAAGUCGUAAGAUCACCUUUCUCUUACGUAGUGGGAAAAAGAAAAAUAAAUUUGCUCUACUCGCACAUUUGUUUUCGAGCGCAUCUGUCACAUUCUUUAGAGCUUAAGCCGCUUCUUCGAGGAAAACCUAUACAUAAAGAUGUAGAGAUGAGAGAAGAGGAUAUUCUUCUUCGUUUCCGCGUUUUUGUCAUCACCCAUCGCAACGUGUUUUUUUUUCCUGGUCAAGGAGUUGUUUUUUUUUCUCUUUUGGUCAAAAUUUUGGAGCGAAAUUGCUUUGAUAUAAAAAUUUUCAUAUGAUGGAAACGCCACCUUGAAGCGUUUUUUUUUUCAUUGAAUAACAUUUCGAUUGAUCAGCAUUGUAGGCAACUUGAGAGGAGUCAAAUUGCGUUGUAAUGUUUAUCAGAUGAUUGGCGGGAUCGAUUUUUGCGCCCUUGUGUUAAGCAUUUUGUUUAUCCGAUUAUUGAAAUUUUGAGAAAAGGAGAAAUUUUUCCAGAAAGCUUUUGAGACGAUCUGAGUUUUUUUUUCGAACUUUCGGGAAAAUUUUUUUUAAGACCCGUCUCCGGAAGUUGAGCGUAGACCAGAUGGAAGAAUUUUUUUUUUGGAGGUCUCUUUGUGAGGUCAUGAAGGUCUCAUUUUACCUGGAGGUCCCGAUCAAAUUUGUGCUGUUUUCCUGAUUUUUUUUGAACCAGCUCAAUUUUUUUCUGACUGAGCUCGUGCUUUUCUUCUGAAACUUGGAAUUAUAAUUAAAACGAGGGGAUUAGUUCAAAUUUUAAAAAUUAUACUUGUAGAUGACACGGGUAUGUGCGGGCUAACGGAACUGGUACACGCCUGUCUGGCGAAAUCCUCCUCUUCGACGUCCAACGAUGAGAAUCACAUGGUUUAUGGGACGUUUCCCAUCAUUGCCGGAUCCCUCUGCAAUGGUAUCCGAAAAUCCAAAUAAAGAGAAUACAAAGGAAUCCAUACCUUGUGAAUUGGAGCAUUAUAUAACUUUUUAGAAGUAGAUUUUUUUGUUGAUUUCUGGAAAGUUUCAGCGAGUGCAAUGAGUCGUCUGUUGGCUGGAACGGCCAACAGCUCAACGCAGCCGUUCCUCCGUGGCAGUUUGUUCACUGGCGUUCCGCCGACCAUCCGGUUUUACACCAAGGGAACUAAGGUAGAAACUGGACCGAAACUAGAGCUUGAACUUAGAAAAAUAAUAUUGUACAUGGAAAAUGAGAAUUUUUUGAAAGCUGUAGAGAAAGAAGUUGUAUCCUUCAAUACGCCGUUGGAGGAAAACUGAAAAAAUAACGCUUCAAGUUUUUUAUAUGCUACAAACUGUAAAAGGGGAUAAGAAAACAAUUCGAUAGGGUGCCAAGUGAGAAAAGUUCUAGGAAAAGCCUAUGAAGCCAUUUUUUCAGAAGAAACGUUGAAUUAAUCCAUUUUUAAAAAGUUAAUAGACUGCGUGAAAACUAUAUUUACAAUAUCACCAUUUCCGUGGGGUUUUAAUUUUCCAAAAAAUUGUCCGAAACUUCUUGGAAGGUUUAUAAAAUGAUCUCUCCUGGCCGCUGUCUGAGGAAAAUUAUAUUUUUGGAGAAACGAACUUUCAAAGCUGUCUCGAUUUUGGCUAUGCUAAAGCGACUUUAAAGGGUUGUUUAACAGAUUUUUGGGUCAGGAGGGGUUGUGAAAGAUCUUAUCUGAAUCCUCAAAUAUUGAUCUAGCGAGUUUCAAAAAGUUCAAAAGUCACAAUGAGAUGCACUAUCCUAGCCACAAAGUACAAUAAUUUUUCAAUUUUGAAGGUCACGAAGCCAACGAGAAAAAUCACGUCGAGAUUGACAUGGUGCCACAACAGCUUGUUGCCCAUUGUCAUGCGCCAAACACUUGCCGCUAGCCAUUUCACGGUUUUUUAUAUUUGUAAAAUAGAUGAAAUAAUCUUCUUGCUCAGGUUGUUGACGAGACGUUGUUUCACAUUGGAUAUUGGGGCCGACACUUGAAGAGCAGCCAGUACAAGACCUUGAAACCGUACCAGAAGGUGAGUUUUCGAGGGAGAAAAUUCGGGAAUGCCAAGUUGAGUGUACGAAGUUUGAGACUGCCAAAUUGAAAAUCAACCUGGAAUUUUAAAUUUCGAGUAGUUAAUUUCGAUAAUUCUCAAAUUUCCUCUGUUUGGAACUAAUCCUCGUUUUAAAAUCCGCAAAAAUCUCUAAUUAAGACAACUUCAAAGCGUAAAAAAACAAAUUUCGGCUGUUAAAAAGACAAUAAUUAAUAUAUAGAAAAUCUAAAAUUCAUAAUUUUUUCUAGGUGAAUCACUUCCCUGGAGCAUUCCACAUUGGCCGCAAAGAUCGCCUUUGGAUGCACAUUUUGAAUCAACAGAAGAGGUAUGUUCUUCAAAGAAAACAAAAAAUGAUGAUUUCUCAGAUUCGGGGAAGAGUUUGACAUCAUGCCGUUCACGUAUCUUCUGCCAGAUGAGAGGGAUAAUUUGGUUAAUUACCUGGAAGAAGACGCGAAUCGACAUGUUAUAUUGAAACCGGUGAUUAGUUUUUGAAUACAGAAGUUUAGGUGAAUAAGAUUUUUCAAAAAGUUAUGUAGAGUAUUUAAAAAAAAAGAGGUUUGAAAUUUUCUCUAGUUGUGUCAUUCUCCAUUUCUCGGCUUAGUUUUGAAGCCCAAAAAUUAUUAUAAAAGGAAAAAAGAUUUUAAAGUCAGCAAGAAUUUAUGCAAUUCGAUUUUGAUUUCAUUGUUUUUCAGCCUGCCUCAGCUCGUGGAACUGGCAUUCAAGUUACUCGCAAGCAAAAGGAUUUCGCCCCUACGGCUCAACUCGUCGCUCAGCAGUUGGUUUUUAUAAUUUUAUCGUAUUAGCUUGGAUGUUUCAAACAAGUAGUAUACAUUUUCGGGACAGAAAUCGAUUCUUUGCCUUGGUUGGAAAGUAGCCACUGUAGAGGCUAGCCAAGCACUACUUGGAGAGGACACUAAAGUGGUCCCUAAAAUCAUCUCUAUAGUAGCCACUAUUUUCUGUUUUAGGGGUUACUAUAGAAGUUCUCUAUUUAAUGGCCACUUCAGUAGUUUUUCAUCCAGUAUUCCUACCAGUAACUCUGAUAAUUUUAAAACAAACAGAUUGGAAUAUGUUGAUCCAUUUACCCCAAAAAUGGCCCCUAAAAUGUUUAGUGGUCUAGUAGUAGCACUUAGACCUCUAUAGUGGCCACUAAUUUUCAACCACUUAACACGAUGUCUCUGUAAUUUUCAAAAAGUUUCAAAAGCAACGGGUACAAAAAAAAAUUUUAUUUCUUGAUUUUGAUGAAACUUUAUCCAGUGUGAUAACCCAUCAUCAGAAAUGCGGACGCAACUUUUUGAGCCAUUUCCUCUUACUGUAGCCGGAUUACGGUAGGCAGGUGGGCACCUGCGUAUCUAUGUAUUGAAGAGUUAUCACUAGGCAAUUGAUAUAUCAAUCGGUAGGUAAUCAAAUUUUAGGAACUUUUUUAGUACAUACCAUCUUGGGUUACUGUAGGAAUUUCGAGUUACGGUAAUUUUUGUGUUUGGAAAGUCGGUUUUUCGGUCACCCUGGUCGUGGGCAUAGAAUCGCAUCGUAAUUACUUAUAAGGAAUAUGUCUUGUAGUAUGUUCUAAACAAUGCCACAAAAAAAAGUUCGAAUUUCUAAACCCGUCAUCUCGAGAUUUCACUCCGAAUGCGCGCAACUUGGCACUUUGCGGCGAGGGUUGGUCGUGGUUGACGAUUUUUUUCACAUUUUUUUCUUCUGUUAGAUAUUGGUGUAAAACUUUUUUUCAGAUUAUAACUACAGUAUGUUUUUGUAACAUUCAAAAGGGGUUUGAAGAGACCUAUACGCUACAUAUUCGGCCGAAAGUUCGUUUUGAACUCUAUUUUGGCUUGAAAAAGCGCGAUUCGCUCUGAAAAGAUUGGUUUUUAAAAAUUUCCGACAAUCCCGCAGUUUCCAAAGCUCUUAAAUAUGUAACUGACAUCUUCUAGGUAACAAUUGAUAUAGUUUUGUUCAAUUUUUACCGAACCCGUCCAACCGAAAUUUAGCUUUGAACUUACUAUUAGCCUAAAAAAGCAAUAUUUGCUCUGAAAAAACCGAUUUUUGAAAAUUUCCAACUGUACCGCUGUUUCCAAAGCUAUCAAAUAUGUAGCUGACAUCUUCCAGGUAAACAUUUAUGAGACUUUGCUUGACUUUUAUCGAACCCGUCUGGCCUAAACUUGCUUUUUAACCUUAUUUUGGCUUCGCCGGUGGGUCUGAGGCUGGAUUUUUGAGCUUCGUAGCACCAGUUUUUUGAGAAUGUUUCGCACUUUUUUUCAAGUUGAACAAUUGGAAAGAUAGUUGUAUAAAUGAAUGAUCAUUUUUCAGAAAAAAGAGGUACAAUCGCUAGAAAAAGGUUUUUAUUUAUGAAGUUGAGAUAAAAUCGUAAUUCGAAGCUUUUGAUGGAUCUUUUUUUAAAACUUAUUCUUUAGUCCUUGGAUUAUAAUUCUGAAUGUACAUUUUUUCGGCUAUUUUAUGAAUUUUUUGUCCAUUUUUCCGGUAAAAUAAAUGUUAAAUCACUUAAAAAAAUCCUGCAGUCGUCAAAAAAACAGCAAGUAAAAAAACAGAACUAGAAUCAGAAACAAAAAAAUAGAACAAUAAUAAAUCCUGAAAACCGUUAACUAGAAUUAAUAUUUUGCCUCUGGCGAAUGUUAACGGUGGAGCGCAACAGUGCCUCAAUAUUCUGCCAACGAUGGCGAAACUCUCGCAGCUGAAUUUCUGUUCAACUUUUUUUUUUGCAUGAAAACGUUACUUCUUGCGAUGUACGGGUGAGAAAAAGAAGCUCAAAAAUCCAGCCUCAGACCCACCGGCGAAGCCAAAAUAAGGUUAAAAAGCAAGUUUAGGCCAGACGGGUUCGAUAAAAGUCAAGCAAAGUCUCAUAAAUGUUUACCUGGAAGAUGUCAGCUACAUAUUUGAUAGCUUUGGAAACAGCGGUACAGUUGGAAAUUUUCAAAAAUCGGUUUUUUCAGAGCAAAUAUUGCUUUUUUAGGCUAAUAGUAAGUUCAAAGCUAAAUUUCGGUUGGACGGGUUCGGUAAAAAUUGAACAAAACUAUAUCAAUUGUUACCUAGAAGAUGUCAGUUACAUAUUUAAGAGCUUUGGAAACUGCGGGAUUGUCGGAAAUUUUUAAAAACCAAUCUUUUCAGAGCGAAUCGCGCUUUUUCAAGCCAAAAUAGAGUUCAAAACGAACUUUCGGCCGAAUAUGUAGCGUAUAGGUCUCUUCAAACCCCUUUGAAUGUUACAAAACAUACUGUAGUUAUAAUCUGAAAAAGUUUUACACCAAUAUCUAACAGAAGAAAAAUGUGAAAAAUCGUCAACCACGACCAACCCUCGCCGCAAAGUGCCAAGUUGCGCGCAUUCGGAGUGAAAUCUCGAGAUGACGGGUUUAGAAAUUCGAACUUUUUUUUGUGGCAUUGUUUAGAACAUACUACAAGACGUAUUCCUUAUAAGUAAUUACGAUGCGAUUCUAUGCCCACGACCAGGGUGACCGAAAAACCGACUUUCCAAACACAAAAAUUACCUUAACUCGAAAUUCCUACAGUAACCCAAGAUGGUAUGUACUAAAAAAGUUCCUAAAAUUUGAUUACCUAUCGAUUGAUAUAUCAAUUGCCUAGUAAUAACUCUUCAAUACUUAGAUACGCAGGUGCCCACCUGCCUACCGUAAUCCGGCUACAGUAAGAGGAAAUGGCUCAAAAAGUUGCGUCCGCAUUUCUGAUGAUGGGUUAUCAGCACUGGAUGAAGUUUCAUCAAAAUCAAAAAAUAUUUUUUUUUAUUGUACCCGUUGUUUUUGAGAAUAACGGAGACAGCGUGUUAAGUGGCCACUAAUUUGACUACUAUGGUGGCCACUAAAAUUUUUCUUAGUGUUUUCAUGAAUCUCUCAUCUCGUUGUGAACCGGAUUUAUCUGAAAAAACAAAAAUUAAAAAUUCACAGCUAUUAGAAUAAAGGUUGAUUUGAUUUUUUAGUUACAUUGACCGGCCGCUGACGAUCAACAAUGCCAAGUUCGAUCUUCGGUUAUACGCCUACGUUCCAACUUUGGAGCCCUUAAGAGUAUACCUCUACGACCAGGGACUCGUCAGAUUUGCCAGUUUACCGUAUGUUUCAUUUUUUAGAAAAAGAAAAUGUUACCGACAAAAAAUGACAAAAAGCGACCGAGAUGAAUAUAAUAAAUGUAGUUGGAGCAUACCACAGUUUGAAGAAAAAAAAUACGAGCAUAAGAAGGAAAAUUUUGGAAUCUUUAUGAAGGAAAUGAAGAAGUCAGUGUAAUUUUAAAGACGGGUCAACUGAAUAUUCGGCUUCAGAACCACUUGAAAAAGAACAGGUUCAAAAAAACUUUUUCGAAAAGUUAAGAGCCUUACCCGGGAACGUCUGAAAAAUACGCAAUUUAUCUCAAAAAGCGCUAUUUCGGGCUUUUGUCCUAACUCGAAAACGAGAUCUAUUGCUAGACAUUUUUCAAUAAAAAACCUUUUCCAGUUAGCAAAACUGGCGAUUUUCAUGUUCCAGAUAUUCGAAAUGCCUCUCGACACUCUCCAACAAGUACAUGCACCUCACCAACUACAGCAUCAACAAGAAGGCCGAGGAGGACGGCGUCGCUGAUCAGCCUGUGCCCAAGUGGACCCUCACUCAUUUGUGGCAGUACUUUGAGAACCGGGUGAGAAAGUUGGAAAUUGAGUUUUCGAAAAGUGAAAAGUCCAUCUUAACUUUAAAUUUGAUAUAACCAGGGGAUCUGGCUUGCUUUUUUUCAGGCUUUUUUUCAGGUUGAGGCUUUUCUUCUGAAAAAAUAAAAAGUUAAUUUUUGCAGAUCUUCUUUCAACAUUCAUGAAGAUUUUUAGGGAGAAAAAUCGGAGGUGAUCCGGGAAAAGAUCGAAAACACCAUCAUCAAGGCCUUUAUCGCAUGCGAGAAGCCGGUUCGGGAACAUAUGGCUCGAUAUGUUCAGCAUGGGUUCGUUUGAUUUUUUUUUUCACUGUCAAAAUGUCAUAACCCCUUUGAUUGGGUCGCGACGGGGAUCGAACUUGUGAACCCUUUUGAUCGUAAACGGGCAUGCUACCUGUUGCGCCACUACGCGCCCUAUAAGAAGUCAUGAUUUAAAUGAUAAAAUUUUGAUUUCAGUUUCAUCUGCCACGAACUUUUUGGAAUCGAUAUCCUGCUCGAUGAGGACCUGAAACCAUGGCUUUUUGGAGGUGAAUACGAUAUUAUUUCCAUUAUGAAAGUCUAAAAUUAUUAAUAAACGUGAAAUCUUUCUUCAAUGAUAUUAGUGAAACUUCUUGUUUCAGGUCAACAUUUCCCCGUCGUUGCAUUCUGGAACUCCACUUGAUAUUUCCGUGAAAGCUCCUCUGGCCAAAGACGUCUUGAACAUGGCUGGAAUCUAUGUUCCUCCUGAGUUGGUUUUAGUGAAGAAAAUUUUUCUGAACAUUUCUUUUCAAUAAUGUGUUUUCAAAUUAUACGUGGGUAUGUAAAUAAUUCAAUAGACCCGUAAGAAGGAGGGAACAAAAAUCAAAGUUUAGCCUCCAGGAGGUUAAGUUGACAAGAUAAAAAAAUAUAAGUUUAGUCUCUAAUAGGUUAAAUUGAGAAGAUAAAAAUUAAUUUUUUUAACUUCCAGGAGGUGAAAUUGAGAUGACAAAAAGUCAAUCAACCUCCAGGAAGAUUUUUUUGUUUCAAGUUUUGUUCAAAACAAUACAUUUCAAGCCUUUUCGAAGCUUCGCGCUGUCCCAAUUCGAUUUUUUUCUGAGAUUGUUGAAAUCAUUUACAUUAAUGAACUUUAAACAUGAAAAAAAUUCACGAAUAAAAUAGAAAAAUCAACUUUUCAGUACUGUAAAAGCCUAUUAUUUCAAGCAAUUUUGCUUUACCAGCUUUCUUCAUAUUUAACUUCUGUUAAUCUUUGUUUUAAAAUUUAUAUUCAUUAAAUAUUUUUGCAGAGCGGACGAUAUGGACACGGCUGACUACAGCACGAGGCCGAGAAAUGGUCCGAAAGGACGGGAACAGGUUAAUAAAAUCGUAGGAAUUUUAGAGAAUAUUUUUAAUUAUUGAUCUCUAACUUGUUAAAACGAAAAAUUGAGAAAUUUUUUUUUAUAAUAUGAAAUCCAAGCUUUAAAGGAUCGUAUCUUGAAUUUUCAAAAUUUUACGGAUCGUAUUUAUAUUUCAAGAAAUAUUUACAGAUAAUCAAGGAAGCUUCUUGGGUGGAAGCCUAUCGCGAUGAGUUGGGCGAACUGAAUCCGAAGAUUUUGAAACGUUUGACCGCUGAGGAUACCCGAAUGCUUGUUGAGUUUGAAGGUUUCCGCUGUCCGAGAAAGUUUGGAAAAAUGAUAAUUUUAGACGAGUUGAAACGUUGCGGGGACUUCAAGCUGAUCUUCCCGACCGCCCAUACACAACCCAUGUUGAGGUACGGGAGUUAGGAAAACAAAAUUUCUUAAUUUGAAAACAUAUGGGCUCAGAAUCUUCCUGGUGAAUUUUGAAUGUCAGUAUUUCGGUAUUUGUUGAAAAUAGUAAAGUUCUAACCUCUCUUGAAGCUUCAGGAGGUUAAAGAACCUCGCAAAAACUAUUAUUGAUAUCAUUUUUUUAAAGGAGCUUAGUCAUAAUAAAUAUAGGUCUCGAGGUGGAAAACUAUUCUAACGAGCUUCUAAAAACUCCAAUGAGGACUUUCGAACAGGAUGAAUUUUUUUAUGAUGCCGAAAAAAGUUCUGAACAAUUUGUGCAAUUGAAACGCUCCAGAGCGAAAAUUAUAUUGGAAAAGAGCAUUUCUGCAGCGUUUUCUGAUCAGAAUCAAGAAUUUUUGUUCAAGAAGUUCAUAUUUUCAAUUUUCAACUUUUGAAGCUUGUUGUCUCCUUCGUUUUCAAAUUAGUGCAGAAAUUUUUGACCAGUGAAGAAUUUUUUUGAUACGCAGUGAAAGACGUUUGACACAGCUUUUCGAUGUUCAGCUUCAGAAAUUCGAAUUUUAUUGAUCUCUAAUCGAAAACUUUUUUUAUUUUCUCAUUUCAGAUACUUUGCUGAGCCCCUCUACGCCAACCUGCUGCUCCAACAGUGGCAAAUCGAGCAGGAGCCCGACCGAGAAGUCGGAAUCAGUCGAUUGGAGCGACUUUGUCGCCAGGGACACCUCCGCCAGCAAAUGUCUCCAAGAAUUUGAUGUCUUUUUUCCAUUCUUCAUGUUAAUUCUCAAUAUUACUUUCCUUGACAUUCAGCUCACCUCUUCUUCUUUUUUCUCCCAUCGGGUUCCAUUUGACUGGGUAAUUUCAGUUUAUUCGUCUCUAGAGAUUCCUUACAAUAACAGAAAACUCAGUGAUGAAUAGAGUAAGAUCCUGUUGCCUUGCCCUUAAAACAAAAAAUCAAAAUUGUUCUUUCUCACCUGAUCUUAAUUGCCAAGUUUUGUACAGCUUUUCUUAAAGAAUUUUCCACUUGCCUUAUCAUUUUUCGACAUUGCCGUGUUAAGUAGGAGAUGAGAAAAACAGCCGCGACCGCGUUUUCCAGAAAUAACUGAAACAUUUUGAGAAAAAAAGAGCCGCGCCUCGAUUUCCACAUUUUGAAACAAUGAUUUUCUCUCAAUUUUAGGUUUUUCAAUUCAUGCCUCGAUUGUUAAUUUUCUGCAAUAAUUGAUUGAAAAUCAGUGGAACCCAUGCUAAAAGUGCCAUUUUUCUGCUUUUUUUCUUUUGAUUUCAAGCCUUUCUAUGCCUUAAUUUCGUUUCACUUGCAUUAUUAUACAACUAUAAGAUUGAUUAUUUCUGAUUACGAUUCAUAUAAUGGACAAUUUAGGAGAUAAAAUUUCUUCUUUUUUUAGUGUUCAUUUGAAUUUUUGAAGCACUUGGUUAAGAAUUCACAUUUGAAUUGUACUUGGAAAGAUGAGAAUUUUUAGAGAAAUCGAAGAAAAAAAUCCAAGUUUUUUUGAUGCUACGACGACAUUUGACGCUGAGAAACGCUCGACUUUUUGCGGUUUUUAUUCGCAGGCGGUUCGUUUUUUUUUUUAAUUUUAAUAUUAAAGUUUUGAAUUUUUCAUACAAUUAUAGCUUUCAGAAUGAAAUCUUAUUUUCACCUAGUAGUUCAAAAAAUUAAAUUUCAGAACCUCGAAGUUUGCUCUUGGAGAAAUGAUAAUAUAGCUGAUUCACGGCUAGCUUGAAACGCUAAGAAGGCGUGGCCUGUCUGCGCUCUCCACGAACCAGGCGCUAUCUCGUGCAUUAUCGUGUCAGGACCCUUUUUUCGAUGGCUCAAGCCAGCCGUGAAUCAGCUAUAAUAGAAGUGCAGAAAACAAGAUUCCCAGUUCAAAAGCCCAUCGACAAGGCAGCUCGGUUCUCAAAAAAAUGUCCGAUAGCAUCUCGCGGAUGGGCUGGUGAACAUGAGGCUUUAAAAUAUUCAGAAUAAAUAAAUUUUUUUCGUAAUACAGCUUCAGAAUAGCCAAAAGUAAUUCUUCUGAUUCAAUUUCCGGGGUUUAUAUAGUACCAACCGUGAAAUAUGAUACUUCUGAACAGUGACGAGAAAUAAAUAAAUAAAUGAGAGGCCUACCUGUUAGUUUGGAUGUUUUGUAAACUAUUGUUGGUUGAGGUCAGGUGCGAUUCAUUAGUGAAGAAACGGUGACAGUAAAAAAUUAGACAAACUGUGAAAAAAUUUAUUAUUAUUCGUUAAUCAACCGUUGGAAAUUAGUUCGGAAAAUCGAAGAAAUUUUUCAAAAAAAGUUUUUUCAAUUUUUUUUUUUUGGUGGAAUUCGGCAGUCCCAAGUCCCAACUAUUUUGAGCCCAAAUUUGGAAGUCCCAAUUUUUGAAGCGUUUGAAUAUUCUUACUGGUUUGCUUGAAAACGAUGAAGUUUUAAAUUGCCUGAAAAAAUCUUAGGAAUAGCUCUUUUUUUGAGACCUUUAUAAGCUUUGAAACUUCUCCAAAUACUGAAAAAAAACGUUUAGUAUUAUUUUUAACAGUUUUUCAGAUUAAAAAGUCGCAUUUUUCCCAUUGAAAAAUGUCAUGGAGAAAGCCUAGAUCGGUCUAUUUCAUUGAGAGAUCACUGAAGAAACUUAAUAAAAAAUUUUUUUUGAAAUUUUUUUAAACUUUGAAAGUAAAAAAAGCAAAAUGUUAUCAAUAUGGAGUCAAAAAAUCCCUGUAAGGAAGCUGAAUAAUCGAAAAAAAAAUUUUUUUCGAUUUUUUUAAAAAUUUUACACGUUAAAUGUAAAAAAAUAUUAACAAUAUAAAGUCAAAAAAAUACUUUUUAUGGUAGCUAAAGAAUCGGAAUAAGGUAAAAAUUCGACACAUUCCAGAUAUUUUUCAAAAUUCCAGCCUCCUGAACCUAAAAACGUCGAGGAAAUCACACAAGCUCUGCUCCGAGAGCCGCCUUCAAGGCUCCCCGGAGCAAUUAUCCGGCUGGCGAAUGGUUUGAAGUUUCGAAUGCAGAAAGAUGGAUUGGAUCCCGGCUUCAAAUCUGUGAGGUUUUCACAGAGAUUAAUCAAAAAGAAAUUUGAAAAUUGUAGGAAAUCGUGUUUUAAAUUUUUUCUUCUGGCUUUGGCUGAAAUUGCGAGUAAAUUUCAUUUUUUUUAUUAUGUUAAUGUUUCAAAAGGAACAGAGAUAAUUGGAAAUUAAUAAAUACUUAUAAAGCUCAUUUGCAGUUUAUUAAUUGAUUUAUCAAUAUUGAAAAUCGUACGAUCGAACAGUUUUUUUUUUGAAGAACUUUUCAUUUUUUUGUUUAAUUUAUAACUUAGAUUUUUGUUUCUAACUUAAAAGAUGUGAUAAAUACGUUUAGAGUAAAGUGUUAAAUGAUUAACUUUUUCAUUCUUUCAGCUACUUGACAAAUCUUCCGCUCAACUUUAUCACCACUGUGCGGACAAUUAUGAUUUCCCAAAGUUGUGUGAAGGUUUGGAUUUUCUUGAAUUUAUAGGAAGUAUAAAAAUUUUUUAAAGUUUGCCAUGUACUUUUCUUGAUAUUUUGAGCUAUUCUAUGAUUUUUCGCAUAAAGUUCUUGGAAAUUUUCAGCAUUCGGCCUUCCCGAUUACAUGUCUUCUUGGUACAAACUGACACUAAUGCAUAUUUGGUGAGAAUUUUUUUCUAAAUAUUAAAUUUUAGAUUCUUUUUUUGAGAGAAGACUAGAAAAACUCAUAUUAAUAAUUUUUGAGUGUUGAAGUUAGCUCCUUAAUGUUUCUUUCUACUUGAAACAGUCUGAGCUCUCUUUUUCUCUUUCCCUUGUCAUUGAGUUUUACGACGAGUUUAAAAAUUGAAAAGGUAAAGAAGUCGGACUGCUUUGAGUUGUGACGAGCGAGCUUCAUUGAUGCUAAAAACCGGCAGUCUCAAGUUUUUUCGAAAAAAAAUUUGGCAGUCCCAAACUCAGUUGAGUUAGUAAUUGGCAGUCCCAAAUUCCAUUGAGCGAAAAAUUGGCAGUCCCAAGUUUUUUCGAAUUGAAAUUUGGCAGUCCCAGAAAACUUUUGACGGACGAGUGUAGGAAAUAAGAAAUUUCACGUUUGAUGAUAUCGCGAUAAUUUUUAUGGAUAUUGAAAGAUCAAAAAAAUGUUCCAGGAUGGCCUUGAUGAGCCUCCAUAACCGAUUGGAGGGUCAAGCUUAUUUGAGGCUUCAACGAGGAAUGUUAUCCAGCAUGUGGUUGGAUGUCGACAGUCGGCUGGCUAUUAUUGGUGUGAGUUAUGGUAUUUGAACCAUUAGCGAGAGAUUUUGAAUUAAAAUUCUAAUUUCAAAGCGUUCUACGUGAGAAAAUUCUCAUUUUUGACUUUCAGCAAGAAGAAAAUCAAGUUUUGACCUCUCAAAGUGAUAUGAAAAAGAUGCAUGGAUUGCAUUUGCAGACGUUUUUUGAAUAUGAUGAGGUUUUUUCAUAGCUAUCGCUUUUUUUCUGAAGUUCAAACUUAAGGGUUUUUUGAAAGACGACAAAACGUUGGCCGGCGCCGUCUGGCGGUGUCUUUACAUGCAAAGAGAGGCCGACCCGAUCCAUAUCCUCCGAGUUGUUCAUUAUUUGAGAGCUACAGUAUGCCCCCUACUGUACUUUCGAAAAUUAGUUCAAUCUUUUUGAAGGUUGCUUGGCUGGAAACCCGGGAAACGAGUGAAAUUUUGGCCCAAGGCAUUAGUGAAUGGAAACAGGUCCCCGCCCUCGAAACUUCGUAA
Caenorhabditis auriculariae is the source of this 20140-nucleotide messenger RNA. Lineage: Eukaryota; Metazoa; Nematoda; Chromadorea; Rhabditida; Rhabditidae. The record is from the annotation of a GenBank genome assembly.